This is a messenger RNA of Spirodela intermedia, 16424 nucleotides long. Lineage: Eukaryota; Viridiplantae; Streptophyta; Magnoliopsida; Alismatales; Araceae. The record is from the annotation of a GenBank genome assembly.
AUGGCGGGCACAGCUGGCGGGCUGUCCCUCGCCUUCAACCCCCUGCUUCUCCUUCACGAGCCACAGUCAUCUUCUAGCCUCUGCCAUCGCCGCCCAGGCGCUUUCGUCGUCUUCGGAUCGCUGUUCUCUACGUCUCCCUCUUCUUCCAUCCAGAGCCGCAGAUGGUGGAGAAGGAAGGGGGUAAUCCCCGUCGUCACCGCGCGGCUCUUCUCGUGGCGGCUUAGAUCGUCGCAAGACGAGAAGAAAGGAAGCAGCUCCCGUGGGACGGUGAAAAAAGGUGAAGUUGGGAGAGAGGAGGGGAGUGGGGAGCCUGCGGAGGAACUGCGCGAAGUUAAUCGGAGGAGCCCUUCCACCCACGAAGGGGAGGGUCGCGAAACGCGGGUGGCGGCGGAGCAGGGUACUCAGACGCCAGCAGUGCCUUCAGAUUCUCUCUCACUGGGGAUCAAAGAACCGGUUUACGAGGUCUGUUUGAGACGUUUACUGAUCACUUGAUUGAAUUCCUUGAAGACGAAAAUAUGUGUUCCACUUUACUGAGAGUCUGCGAAUCCUCUCACCCCUGGCUCGGGGAUGACAUGUGUACCUGAGAAGACAAGGCAUCUGCCAAACCGUGACACGAGAGUGGGAACUACAGCCUUUCUUCAUUGUAUGCAAAAGUUUGCACUAAAAAGUGAUUUCCUCUGACCAACUAGUCUCUUGUAACUUGGAAAAACUCAUCUUAAGAGCUGGCUUGUGAGGUUGGAGAGCACAAACACUGAAACCCCCCUUGUCGAAAGCUCACAUUUCAAAUGUGGGAUAAGUCCCAUAACUUGGAAAUGGGCCAUAAUAUACAGCCAUGCCCCGCAGCCACGUCGCCCAUGCGGACUGGCUUUUCACUAGUCUUUACUACUCCUGUGCGAACAUUGGAAUGGUAGAUUCACCACUUGCGCUGCACAAUUGUGAUUGACAGACUGUGGCUGGGUUUAAUACCAUUUUUUAUGUGCUUUGAGAGAGGACAUUCUAAAAGCUAGCUUUGAGUGUUGUUCUCCCAAAGAACAUAACAACCAGCUUCCAUUCCUGGUCUCUAAUAUAGUCUUCAGAGAUCUGACCUUCUGGUGUUUGUAGAAAUAACCUUUUUUUCUCUUUUCGACUGAUGCUGGUAAUCCUAAAUUAUUUUAUGGUGUUUAGGAUGAAAAGAGGUACAAUGUCCACUGUGUAAUAUAAGCCUAUAUUUGGAAGUAGUUUGAACUCUACUUGGGCUCCAGUCCUAUGGCUUUUUAUGUGAAUCAGAAUCCUGUUUUUCUCGUUGAUGAUUACAGAGUCAUAUAAGCCCUCUCCAAAGUCGUGGUAAUUCUAGAUGUCGUGGUCUGCUGGGGAAUAGGAUGAUGGACCUCAUCAAUCGUGCCUUUUGUUUGACGUUGUUACAAGUACUAAUCAUAUAAAGAAACGAGAGAUAAAAUCAAACACUUCUAAUGCCAUUAGUUUCACUGCUGAUACAGUGAUUUACUGAAUCAGAGGUUUUUCUUUUCUUUUUGGCCAUGAUAACUCUAUAAAGUAAAAAUAUUAGCCUAGAUCAUUUUAACCAUUAUUCGUGAUACUUGACCCAUUAUUUUUGUCUCCAAUGCACUGUAGCCCAGUAGAUCUCCAAUAAUGCGAGAAGAACAAUAGUAAUUGAUUGAUGAUAAUUGGCAUGAAAUGUAUGUUAAUGUUCCUAGUGUAUGGCAUGCUGAUCUUUCUUAGACAAGAUUUCUUGGUUCAUACAUCCACUCAACAUUUGAGUGAUUGAUUGCACCAUGUUUUGUUUUGAUUCUUUCCGAAUUUCGUUCUUUCCAUUCGUAAUAUUUUGUGUAAUAUUGUAACAACAUUCAUUCUAUGGAGCCUGUCAUCUGAUUGUUUCUGGAGUGAGAUGUUGAGGACAUCUAAAGCUUAGUGCAUUAUGCUUAUUAAAUCUGAAUUUCAUUUAGGUGGUCGAAGUAAGAUCUGAUGGUGUGAUGUCUACAAAGAAAAUAAAUCGGAGGCAACUGUUGAAGUCCAGUGGUAAGUGUUGAUUGAAACAGAAAAUUUGUUGACCUGUGUUACACGUUACUGGAGGCUUUGAAUGGUCCAUUUUCAACCACGUAAUGUAAUCUACAGCUCUGCAUUGCUUUGAAUAAAUUGCAUAUUUUCGAAAGUGUACUUUGCAAGCUUAAAAGGAGAUCAUUCAGUGGGAAUUUUACCUGUUUUAUUGGUUUUAAUAUAUGGUUAAUGACAUGGAAUAUUGCUUAGAUGUAGUUUGCCAACACAUUGGUGCUUGAAUAGUAUAUUAGUUUUCGUCAAAGGUUGUAUGCAUUAUGAUUUAUAUGUCCUCUUCUGGUUGCGAAGUUUCAAAAUUAAAUCUUGCAUUAUGAUUUAUAUGUCAUCUAGACAUUACAAAUUCGUGGAUGAGUUGAAUGAUACUAUGUACAGUAAAUCAGUUGUGCAUCUGUUAGCACUUUAUUCAAGUUAAGUUUCAUAAGCAAAGGUUUCAAAUCUGCAACUUUGUUCUUGACUAGUGUGAACUGAAUCACCUGGUCCAAUAUGAGUUAAUAUGGUUAGAUCAUUUAUGAUAAUUAUUCAUAUGCUUUUUGGCGUGCAUAUUUUGCAAUAACAUGAUUUCAUUUUGAUUAAUGGAACCAGUGUGUCAAUUUUAUGAAAUAGUAUGUGCCCACUCAAUCGGGGCUGUCUUUUUUCAGUUCAUUACUAACAUAAGAAAUGCAUUAUGAUCAACAGAAAUGAAGUGUAUAUUUUAGUGUUUUCUUUAAUUUAUGGAUAAGGCAUUGAAUAGAUUUUUCUGUGAGACGCCAAUGGCCUUUUAGUGCUGUUACAAGUCAUAGUAUUUGAUGUAGACAGAAAUGGAGUGUAUUCAAUUUAUUUUGUAUAUUUUAUGUUCUAAAUUUCAAGUGCGAAUUUAUCAGAACUUUAGGACGUUUAGGAUAUUAAUGAUCAACAGCAAUUUUUUUCAUAACCCAUUGUUGAGGAUUCUGUGCCAACAUUAAGCUCUAGUGUUGACACUGAUCUUGACUGUGCACUCAGUGGCUAUUUCAUGAUGUUCUCUUUUUUAUAUGUUAUUCUUUGUUUGCUGCCAUUAUAUCUGCUAUAGGAGCAUAUCAUUUGCUCUUCUUUCUUGUUACAGAUGUUUCCUGACUAAUACUUCGUUAUGAUAGGGCUUCGUCUACGAGAUAUCAGAAGUGUUGAUCCAUCCUUGUGGUUGACCAACUCAAUGCCUUCUUUGCUGGUAGGAUAAGGAUCUGUCUUCCACGACACCAUGGAAUAUUGCUCAAGUUAUCAGAAAAUACCCACCACCAAAUUUUCAAAUUUACAUGUUUUGUGCUUUUGUCUUACAGGCCUUGAAGUUAAUUUGCGGUUAUCAUUAGAAGGCAGGACCUUUGCUAAAAAAUGCAAAAGUAGAAGUAUUAUGCUUUUUGUUAGUAAUCUGGCACCAUGUUAUCAAAAUUCGUUAAAAAACUUAGAAAGCUAUCUUUCAAUCCUAUAUGUAAACAAUCUGAUUUAAUUUUCAUCCUUUGUCUAGCCUACUGUGUUAUCGAGAUUACUGACUUUCCUGAUGUUCCCUGCCCAUUUAAUGCCACCCUUCUGAAGCAUACAGGUUGAACAUUGUAAAACAUAGUUGGUAUAUGGUGGUGAAAUUUACCGUCCAUCACGAGUAGGCAGAUGUCCUAUUAAGGACAAACAAGAAAAAAAUCGCAUGCACGUCUUGCAGUUAUGGAGGUCAGGUAUUUGGCUAAUGUAGAGUGGGGCUGAUCAUUGAACUGGGAAUCAUGUAUAAUUCUGUUGAAUUGAUUGACUGAGGGAAGGAGAAAUUUUACAAUCAUUAAAUAUAAUCCAAAAAUACAAUGAGGAUGAAAUAGAGUAUUGGAAAGUAAAAAUAAAUUAACACAUUAAAAGAAAAGAUAAACUUCCACUUUUCCAGCACUGCUUCGUUUAUUCUUCUCCUUUUUUUCCCGAUCUUGUUUGUCACUUCCUCUUCUACUCUCAUUGUGAAUCUUGAUAUUGUGGGAUGAAGGUAGUUGCCUCCUCUUCUCCUAUUUUUAUUAUUCUUCCUUUUUUAUUUCAGCUUCCUUUUUAUGUAAACUCGUCUAUAAUCAGAUUCUUUCGUUUUCAGAAAUGUUAAACUUGGUACAUUCCCAGUUUUGGUUAUGGUCUGUGUAUUAUUUAUGUCCUAUGCUUGUUACACUUAAGACCAUGGUCAUGAGAUAAUAGAAUAAAACCCUAAUUAUGGAAGUAAACUCUCUUUCACCAUCUUUCCAUUAUAUCUUGAAAGAAAUUUGCUCAAUUGCUUCUUUGAAAUUGGUCUUCCGAAGGCAAGAAUUCAGUCUGUCCAGAGUAUUACGGUUUUCCUUAUCAUAUUUUGGAAUGUUAUUAUGUUUUUUACUGGCUUCAUAUUGCUUUGUACUACCUUAUUAGUGACAUAUACUGCUUGUCGAAAUUUAGUAUUUAGCAAUUAAAAAGGCAACCCUUUAUUUUGUUCUCUUAUGAGAUACACUGAAUCCCAAGUAAUUUUCAUUUCUUUGAUCAUAUUUAUAUCUUUUUAUGCUUGUGUGUUUAUUCUUGUCUGAGUUAGCUCUGGAGUAAAUGAUUUAGACAGAUGUAAAUGUAUCCUUUAAAAUAACUUUAAAUUUCAAGCCGGUGUAAAUGUUUUUUACGCUCAGUUUAUAUUGAGGUGUAUAUUCAACUAUGUUUUUUGUGUUGGUCUAUGCUAGGUACGAGAACAGGCUAUUUUAUUGAAUCUUGGCUCCUUGCGGAUAAUAGCCAUGAAAGAACGAGUCCUUUUAUUUGAUUAUAAUCGGUAUUCAUUCUGCAAAAUAUGAUGCCUUUUAAUCGUCAAACCUUUGUCGUUGGAUCAACUAAAUUUGUGAUAAUUAUGAUUGACCAAAACUUUUUCUUGACGCCUUGUAGGAAAGGUGGAAAGGCAUUUUUGAAGAUAUUUUUGCCUCGCUUAAAUCCUAAAAACAUUAACGGAGCACCAUCUAUGCCUUUUGAAAUUGAGGUGGGUUAUUUUAAGUAUAUUUGUAGCGCAAAAAAUUGCUUCUGUUUAUUUAACUUUACUUGAUAUUAAGCUUUUAUUGGUAAAAUUAUAAGUGGACCAAUAUUAAGGCUAAUUAUUGAUUCAAUUUCUUGUGCAAGCUUGAAACUUUAUUAAUGGAGAACAUAAGUUGUAAAAUUCGAGUUCUUCAUUAUAUGAGUGGUCUCUGUCUUUGUAUGCUUGUGGUGACUAUUGAUAAUUGUUGUGAUGUCAUUUGGUGGAAUAUCUCUCGUUUCUGAGACCUUUUAUGGUUUAAUAGUCUUGUUGAAGUUUCAAAUUUAUGAUAGAGCUAUAUAUUGUGGUCAAAGCGAGAGAAUAUUCUUCAACGAAAGCAGAAGAUGAACAUAAGGAAAUUACUUUUAUGGCUUAUCUUUCACGUGACUCUUCUGAGCACAUAGGCAAUCUUUAGUAUGUAGUAUAGAAAUAUGAAAGAAAUAGCAAUUCAUUUUGCUAUCUUCUGGAUAUUAUCUAUCCGCACAUUACUUAAAUCUUGUGGAACAAACAGCUGGUGCAAUGCGUUUUUUUUUUUAUAAAACUUCACGUAGGGAAGCGAGGAAUAUUUUAAAGCUUUUGACGAGAGUCCAAAUAAUCCCGUGCCAUGAUGCAUCUGAGAUAAUACUAAUUCGUGAAAUACGAAUGCAUGCUCAAACCAGGGAAGUAGCCCUAUUUCCCACUGUCCAGAGAUGGAAAUCGUUGGAAUAUUCGGAACGUUUCAUAAACAUUACAGAAAAUGACUAAGACAUUUGUGGCCCCCAUAAAUAAGGAGGUGUGCGGUAGCUACAAAAGAGGACUUAUUUCUCUAGUAGAUAGUCUAAACCCUUCUCUCCCUCGUUUCUAAAAGGUCUUUAUUUGACCUCACGUUACACCGAUUUUAUCCCUUUGCUAAAAAAAUAAUAUAAAGUACGAAUAGCAAUGUCGAUUUUUGUUUUUCUGAGCCCUCUUUUUCUAUUGCGUGAUCACUUUUUUAUCUUUGCAAAUUCGAACUUUCCAAGUAAAAUCCAUAAUUCUUUGGACUUAUUAGUCAUCUUGCAGUUCCUAGUUCCAUGAAGUGGGCAUUGACUAUUUUGAUGGGACUUCUAAUUAAGAGUUGUUCUCACCCCUCCUUGCUGACAUCAUAGUCUCUUCUUAACUAUUUCUUAGUGUUUAAAUUUAAAAACCUGGAGUAGUUAAGUAUCUGGAUCUGCACCCAUUUAUGUUUCGAUUUGGCAAAUCCUAAAAAAAUAAUCCGAUAAUGAAUUGGUAGUAUAUUAUUACUAAUUAAUUUUUAGAUGGGUGAGAUUUUCUAGAAAUGUAUUCUAGGUGGAUAAGAUAGGUGACAGAGGUUAUCCCCGAUAAGAAAGACUACUUGAUGCUAUAAAUGGUUCAAACAUCUCAAUGCAUAUGUCCAUUAGAAGAUCUUGUUGCCAUUGAACUAGUUGCUUUAGUAUCUAAUUGACCAAAGUGUUUAAAUCCGUAAAUAAUUUCUACUUUGUAGUCCUCUUUCCUUCGUUCUUAUAGGGACGAGAAGAAAGUAAAGGAGCUCCUCAACAAGAAUAAUACUGCAAGGUAAACUGCAAAAGUCACAGAUGCGGAUAAUGAUAAGAGUGCUGGUAGAAUAAUGGAAAAAGUUGUCAAUGAAAAUCCAUGUUUUUGACGUUUUCAAUUCAGAGGCUGGAAACUUGUGUACAUCUUCUUAUGAUUUUGACGCUAAUUCUUGAAGCAUAUUUAUUAUUUUUAGAGUAAUGACUUCAUGAGGUAUAUGAGCAUCGUUUCAUUUAUAUACACAUUGAGGUCAUUUGUUUAGAUACUGCUGAUGAGUGCAUGAUGCACUUUGCAGGUUGUUGAAGCUGCAUUGCUCUCUAGAAUACAACGUCUAGAGCAAAAACUUGUUGAUCUGGAACCUCGUGUGAGUAUUAAGGCAUUCUAUUGCAGUUGUUACCUGGCUAUUUUUAUGUCAUGGCAAAUUCCUUUUCCAACCUUAUUUUGGUAAAAAAAAGAUAUUUGAUGUAACAGAUUCAUCAAUUGGGAUCUCACAGACAUUUUUUCAGUCUAUUGUUUAUGACUAAGUAUGAUGACUUAUUGACUUUAUAUGGACUUAUCAAUUGACCAUUACCCAUAUUUGCUAGUCACCAUGGGAUGUUGAAACUUAUACCCGUUAUGUUACUCUGUUGUAAAAUGAAAGGAUAUUGGACACAGAUUGCAGUUUAUCCAUGUACAUCAUGUCGCCAAUGAUUUGUUAUUUGACGGUGGUAGGCUGAAGUUUCAUGUGGGGCUAGGGAAAAUCAAUUCCUGUGAAGGUGAAAUUUUGUAUCAGCAACAGGAUAGUGGUGCAGAAUUUCUUCUUGUAUGAAGUUUUUGUGUAUUUUACACAUGUUAUACUCUAACAUCCUACUUUGCUUCGUUAAUGAUUUGUUGUACUAUUCAGUUUCUUGUGAAAUGUUUUUGUCAGACCGCUUGUUUACACUGGAGACGGUGUUAGUACCCUUAUUCGAGGGUAGGUUCAGGAAUAUGUAGAUGCAUUACAUCGUCAUCCAUCUAACGACAAUAUAAUAGAUUUCAUUGUUUUCAAUUUUACUCGAAAUUCUGCUGCAAGUUACUGUUUUGAUCAGUUGAUGUGUGAAGAGUGGAAGAGAAGUCUACACAAGGACUUAUUCACAAAUGAGCCAAGGACUGUUUCUAGCUUUCUGGGAGAAAAACCUAUUAUUAAGACAACUACUGAUGAACUUAGGAGACAUAGAACCCAAUUAUAAAAUGCAAUUCUCCUGGAACUUCAAAGUUUUAAUGUCCAUAUGUACAAUGUUCCUUAGUGUAAGCUAUAGGUGACCAUCCCAGCUGAGCAAACUGUCUCAUGACAUCUUUCUGAUUUGGUAGUUGAUGGGGGAGAUUACGUUACUAAGAUUAUUCUAUUUAUCUGAUGUUUUUCCUAUCUACACUCCAGCAUUUCAUGGUAUGGACAACAGUUGGCUUCUAGUCCAUUGUGUGUGGGAUACAUUUAUGCCAUGUCUGAAGAGCAGCAUAAGACGAAAUGAUGUUCAUCUGGUAAAUAAAAAAUUAGAAAUGAAAUGAUCAUAUCAUCCAAACUAGUUGCAGAACUGAGGAGAGUGGGUAAAAAUUCUUACUCCCAUCCACUACUGUCCCUUUUGCUGCCUGCUGCCGCCAGGUUUCUUAUCCUUUGCCACCAAUCAUAAAAAAAUAUUGUUAUUAUUAGCCGCAUCGUUUGUUGUUAUUCAGUGUGGGGCAUAACUUCGGAAUUUUCAAGGAUCAGAUGAUCCAUUAUAUACGUCAGAUCAUUAGUGGUUGGCACCUUAUUUAGAUUAUCUUUAUUUGUUUUGAUUGUACUUUUUGCAGUGUUGAGGAUAUGCCUAUUAGAAAAUUGCAUUUUGGUAUAAACUAAAAAGAAAGCAUGAAUUCUGUAUUUCAAAAAUCUCUGGCUGGGGUAUAGGUGGCGAAUCCGUACUCAUUAAUACUUAUUUCUAGUAUAAAAGAAUUGAGUUGAACUCAACAUAAAAAAAUUAACAUGAUUGAGAUGGUCUUGUUCCAAAAAGAGAAAACCCGUGUUCUCAUAUUACUUAAAUUGGAACCUCAUCUUAUCAGCAAAUUCGUCAUCGAGCAAAAGCUAUUAUCUUAUUCUGGUAUAUUUUAUUGAUUUCACUGGAUGAAACCCUUCAUUUUGGUAAUCGUAAGACAUAUACAUAGGUGACAGUAUGUAUAUGUUUUUGUGUAACGAGAUGUGGAGAUCUCUUAAUCGGCUUAUGAUGCUAGUAUCUUUGAUGGUGAUCAUUUGAUGGUUUUACCUGGUAUAAAUAAGAUCUAUACUUAAACUCCUUUAAAGAAUGUAAGGAUUUAGCCUAAAAAUGAGGAUCUCAUGUUGUAUCUCUUGCAAGGAGGUCUAAAGAUAAUCAUUAAGAUUUGUAAUAUCUAGCCUUUAGAUGAGAGCGUCUCAAAAGUUAUUUCUAUCAUACGUGUGCAAUAGUAAUCCUUCUUUUGUGACCAGCAAUAAUAAUGUUGACACUCUUUUGGACCAACUUAUUUUUUGUUAUACUUUGUAUACUCUGGGCGCUGUGGAGGCAAAAAAAGAGGAGACGAUUCCUGCAGAACUUUACUGAUUUAUUGAAUAUCAUUAAGAUAGUCAUUUCUGUUGAGAAUGAUGGGUGAAAUCACAUGACGUCGGGAAGAAAGUUCUUUCGACGACAGGAUGAGGAAAUGGAGUUUGCUUAUUAAAAUCUACACAAUGGACCUUGUAGGUUUGAUUUUUUUCGUAAAUUUAAUUGCUUUCCUCUUUCUUGUCUAUAUGUGGGAUGUCAUCAGUCUCCCGUUUUGCUUUUAUUACCCUCCAUCAAUUAUGAUAGUUGCAUUUCUCCCAAGGGCACUGGAUUCUAUAAGGAUGAGUGGGAUGACGACGAUAAUGCAUUCAUACACUUAUUGCAUGUUUGCUUAUUGCAUAGGUGUUCAUUGUUUAUGGCAUUUAGACUUAAUGCAUGUUUGCUCCUUGCAUAGGUGGUUGCAUUACUUGAAGUCUUGCCCAAUCGUUUGACAGCUGAUGUGCUUGAGCAGCUCCGCAUUAGCAAACAGACAUUAGUAUGAUGACUUUCGUUGAUGUAUCGAGUAUUUUGGCCUGAUAAUCUUUAAGAUUGAUUGGAACCUCUGUGAAUUUUCGAUUGUAUUUGAAGGUAGAACUAGGUUCACGAGCAGGAGCUCUCAAACAGAUGCUACUUGAUCUCCUAGAGGAUCAUCAUGCAAUCCGUCGCAUUUGUGUAAUGGGACGGAAUUGCAUAAUUCGGAGAGGUGAUAUGGAGUGUGCACUUCCUUCGGAAAGACAGGUUGCCGAAGGUAAUAAUCUUUUACUAUGCCGUGUUUAAUAAGCUGUCUGUUGUGUCGCGGUAGGCAUAUUACUCGUCAUGUCCUCCAUCUCAUCAAUUUAUUUUACAUGAUUGAGAAGCUUGCUCAGCAAAGUUAAAUAUUAAAAUAGCUACAAUUGUUUGUAAAAGCUAAAGAUAUUUGUAAGUAUCAACGCUCGAAUGACUAAUUGUGUUUAUGUUAAUGGGUGAGGGUUAUCUGUCCUGGUUUUCCUUUACAUACGAGACACACUUUAAUGAAUAAUAUUACUUAUAUUUUUCUCUCUGAUGUUAAUCAUUCGGAGGUUUUGGCUUUAUAAUAGUUUAGAAAGGUAGUUUGGGAUUCUUUCCCCGUGCAGUUGCACAUGAUGCUAACAGUGGCAGAUAUCUCUUAAUUCACAUUGGAGCCAUCCUCCACGGCCUGAUGACAUUUCAGUAGGUUUUCCACCUCCAGAAACAUCUAUCAGAUUAUAACCUGAAAUGUAGGUCAUUAAAUGGUAUUCACUGUUUUGGUUCCAGAUAAUUCUAAUCUCUAUACAUCACAAUUUCUAGACAUUUGAUGUAAGUAUAAUUCUAUGAUUAUUACGUGGAUUUUCAAAUGAGGAUAUUUCUAUAUUUUAUAUAUUUUCCGAGAAUGACAACACCAUCCUCUCUAAUGCCCCAUAUGAGUACUCCAUGGAAUCAGGGCUGGACGUUAUAUGAUUAGACCGUGUCCACUGUUUAGAAUUGUCUAAUAUGAUUGACUUAAGGUCAAUGCUUAAGUUAGAGUCCUUUGUCCAAUGGGCCGUGAGAGUGAAGCUAACUCAUGUGUGCACAAGUCUCAGAAAAAGAAUAAUGUACCUUAGUUAUGGUAGUCCAACUUCUUUUCCCCUUAAUGGAUUGUGUGGUCAGUGAAAUUGGCUCAUGUUUUUAUUAUUUAACUUAACAUAUUAUUAUGUAAUGUUUUCACGUGUUUUUUUUAUUUGUCUUUUUUUUAGUUUGGGGUCCAUUGUUUUGACUUUCUUCUGAGUCAUUUGAUUUUUUUGAGACGAUUUGAUUUUUAUUUGAUCCAUUGUUUGAUAUUAUAAGUUCCAUAAAAUGUGGAUUCUACCUUUCACAAUUUUAUUGUUAAUUGCAUUCAGAUAGGAAGAGUAGCCCUUGCUUACUCGCUCUCAAAUGAUGUAUUGAAUGAACUACAGAAUAAUACUAUGUGAAAUGUAGUUACAUAAUGGUAGAUGUAAAUUUCAAACUUUUGUUUAUUAUUAUUACUUAUUUAAUUUUCUGAUGCCGAAAAGGACUAAGAUAAACCAGGACGACUUAAAAAAUGAAACCUAGAGGCUGAAAAGAUGAAACCUAAAACAUAACACCGUGUUCCUUCCCAGAUAUCGUUUUUUUAGCAUAUCUCGUUAAUAGUUUCCUUUUUCGCUUGGAUAACCUUCACCUGAGAAAUAGUUGAUUGUAGGUCCGAUUUUCUUGCUGAUCCAGAAAUUUCUCUUCUUAUUUAAAUUAAAAGGCACUGUAUAAGGGUGCCUCUUUCCUUAUUUCGUUUUUCUUGUGCUUCUUCAUUGACUCAAGGUUUUUCUUAUUUUUCUCUUUGGCUUCUGCAACGUUAAACUCUCUUGGUUGAUUUUUCGAUUUUUAACAUUCAUGCGUUUUAGAUUUUUUUAAUGGAAUCUAGGUGUCUUGAAGCAAAUUGAGGAUAUCUGACAUUAAGAUAUUUUGUAAUUUGGCUUUUUCGGUUUUUGGCACAACUUUGAAACUUUGCGAAGCUUUAAACAUUUUGAUAAUUUCUUAUGAGCUUGAGAUAUCUCAGUUAAUCCUUAAAACAUCUCUAUAAUUUUUUAUAAAACAUGAGUUUUUGACACAAUUACUUUUAAAGGUUUAUGUGGUUUUGUGAUUUUUUUAUAGUUUCUAUAUGUUGUGAUUUCUUGAAGUCGUUACUAAUCAUUGUUCGUUAAUGACUUUUCAGUAUUUUCAUGAUUUUCACUUUUGAUGUGGUUCAAACUCCAGCCCACUACAAACUGGGUUAUCGUGCACCUCCAAAUAUAUGGAUCUGUGCUUCAUGAAUUAGCCAUGCCCCAUCUUUUGAUCCUUUUGUUAGUGGGCGUCAGUUAAUACAAAUUAGGCUAGUGGUUUGGACCCUUCUUGGAGAUAGUUUAGAGUCCAUUAAUUUGUAGGGUUAUAGCAUAUUUGGACAUGGGUUGGAGCUCUUUGAUGGAUUUUACACUGCAGCAAACGGGGGCAUAAGAAUGGUUUUCAAUUGCAUCAUGCACACUGCAGGCCAUUCCUACACCAUGGUAUCUGACCAAGUAUAUGACUUUGAAUCGCCUUCUCUCAUUAUAGAUUAGAUAUUUAAGAUGGAGAUAGCGGUGAUCCAGUUGACCCAAAGCCAGAACGUGUUGUUGUUUGUGGAAAGCUUAUCAAUGUGGUCAAUGAGCUUAAGUGUCAGGUUUGCUGUGUAAAUAGUUAUCGCCUUUUGUUACUCUUUUCUUUUUCACUACUGUCAUUUUUUCUAUUUUUCAACAUAUUAGAUGCUGUAUUUUUUUGCGCUUGACUAGUAUUGUUUCCAAAUAAAUGAUAUGGCAUAAUACUUGUAUACUUCACAUUCUUGUUUGUUCAAUCUCUAUCAGUAAUACUUGUAUUACCAGUAAGACUCAUAAUUAUUCUUUUGCAGAGGAGGAGGAGGAAAUUGAGAUGCUUUUGGAGAAUUAUCUGCAAAGGUAUGUAAUUAAGUGUUGUUUUACAGCUUUGGAUUUCAUUUCUUGGCAUUUUAAUAUUUCUGUGAUAAUUGAUUUUCUUUUUUCUAGAAUACCAUCAUAUCAUAGUUCAUGAUCUUUCUAACAGAAUAGUUUUCAAAGGGAACAUGCAGAUCCCCUACUGAUUCUUUUAGUUUUCUUUAAUGAGGCAUACAAGCAUAUCCAAAACACAAUUCCAACUCUUUGUUAAGAUAUUUUUUAUUGAGAUCCCUGUUAUAGCUUCAAAAAGCAUAUCACAAUAAUGAUCUGAUACCCAAGGAAACCUUGUGGCCUACCCUUAAACUCAUGCAGAGCAGUAUCUUUUGUGACAAAUUCUUCUAUUUUCUGAAUUUUCUUCCUACUGUCAUCUAUUUAAAUGAUCUGUCCUCUCUCUAUUCCCAUUAAUUUUGUUUGCAGUCCUUGAAUAGCCACAGGGACAUAAGAACCGAUUGAAGUUAUCAAAACAAAAAAUUUCACCUGGCACAGCCAGAUCUAAUUGUCUGUCUAGUUAUCGGGGAUGCACGUUGAGCUGUCCCAAUUUCAGUGAAAUGCCUGACACUUGAAUUGUGCUUUAGUGUUUGACCUUACAGUUGUGCCUCAGCAAUACCUGUAUCAGUUUUUAUUCUGCAGUCCAUUGACGCAAGCCAACUCCAUUCAAGUAAAAUGUAUGAGCUUCUUCUGACAGCAAAGUACUUCCUAAUGCCAAAACCUUAGCAAACAGAAGCACAGUUGGCUCUGCACCUGGCACAUCUGCCACUUUUUCUUAGAAACCUGCCGCAUGUAGUACCCCAUAAACGACAAGUAUAUAGUCAGAGAGAGAGAGAAAGAGAGUGAUUACUAAUUCAUUAAUAUUCAACAAUAUAUUCAGCGGUCUGAACUCCCUAAAUUGUGCCAGUCGCUAAGAAUGUUGUAACAUCAUUUUUAAUUUUCGCAUCACACAGGCAAAGGCUUGUCUCUCAUGGAAAAUCCAUGAUGAUAUGCUGAUGUUUUGCAUAUCAUAACCUCGUGGUUUUGAAAGUUCUGCAUAGCAUAUCUUAAGGCUGCAUGGAAAGUGCUUCUAUUAUGGAUUGCUUUAAAAUAACCCCGAUAGUCUAGGAUAAGCUGGUGCCUUGCACCAUUAAAACACCUUAAAUCAGACUCUAAAAUGUAGAGGAACCUUAAAUCUUAAAAAAUUCGUAAUUCUUCACUAUCUAAGUCAUCUUAAUCUCCUUAUUCUCUUAACCACGUAAUCCGCUUAAGGGUAAAACAGCUGAACUCUAUUUUUUUAGUAAUGAGAAUCCUCAUAUGUCCACUCAGCAGAAAAGAGAAAAAGAUGAGUCUCCAUUAAUCUUUAUUAUGCGUAGUAUUUAUUCAUGAGUGUUCCGCUGAAAUUGACCAGUAUGUAGCUUGUGUGAAAUUUUCUUUUAAUUAGACAUCUUAGUGUGGUGACAGUUGGUUUUGGAUACUAUCGUUCGGUGGAGACUCUUUUAGAUGACUACAUUUAUGUGGUAUCAUGUCUCCCUGAUAGACCCCGUCAGUAUUUUUGGCUGAUUGUUCGUGGGGACAUUUCAUAGAUCUAUUUAGAUGUUAUAAGCCUAAUUUCGUCACUUUGAUAAAGGAGCUUUCCCAUGAAAUAUGUAAAUAUGGCUGCCUGAAUGUUCAUUCUCACGUACAUCAUGCAAGUUUUAGUUGUUGGCAUAUUUCAUUUGGUCAUUAAGUUUCCCUUUAUUUCUCUACCACAGAUGUGAAUCUUGUCACGGGCAAGCAGAAAGGCUCCUCGAUUCAGCAAGAGAAAUGGAAGAUUCAAUUGCUGUAAACUUAAGGUCUGUUAUAUAUUUUUCAUGCAUGAGUUCUGUAACUGCACUUUUCUGUUCUUGUCUGGAUACAAUCAUUGAAUAUUGAGGUAGGUUUUGUUAAAUGGCUGUCCUGAAAUAAUGAAUAACCUCUUAUGCUAUUUAAUUAUUUAAAAAAUGGUGAGGAUGCUUCUUUUUUCCUUUGUUACAUUAUGCAUUAAGAGAAGACGAAUGGGGAAAGUUUUGUGUUCGUAUCUAAAAUUAUUAACCAUGGAAAGAUUUAUGUUUUUGAAUAAAAUAUAUUAAAAAACAUUACCUUGAGAAAUUUGCCUUGUUGCAGACAGGAUUCUUUUUUCUUGUUCAACCAUGAACUACAGUGUUAUGUUGCAGCUAGUUACUUGAUGGUGCCCUCAGUCAUAUAUUUAUGAUGGCACUGGAACCUUGUUCUGCCAGCUCUGAACAUUUUCAGAGCAGUUGUCAUCCACUUUUUAUGAUCGGAAGCGAGUGCUAUCAUGUUGGAUUCUGCUCUUCCCUUUUUUUCGGUUCCCCCUUUCGCUUGCUGAUUGCAUAUAAAUUGCUACACGUAAAGAAGUAUUUGGAAAAAAAAUCAGCAUAAGUCGGAAUAAGACUUGGACUCUUGAAGAAAACGGAUACUGAACUCAUGAUAUAUUCCUUUUCGCUUUCUAAGCAUACCAGAGGGUCCUAUCUUUCCAGUAAAAUCUUUCUGAUUUCUAUACAGGUUUAUCUCUAGAAAUUACAAAUCUAAUUUUGUAGCAUAAAAAAUACUAAGGCUAUUCUGACUUUUUGUUACUAUCAGUUCGCGGAGGCUGGAAGUUAGUAGAGUGGAACUUCUUCUUCAAGUUGGGACAUUUUGUGUAGCUAUUGGUGCUCUUAUUGCAGGUAAAACGACACCGGAUACCUUACUAUUAAGACUCAUUUUUCCGACAUUCUUUUCGAUUUGUGGGACUUUUGAUAUUUCCACAUUGAGACGUCUAAAUCCAUGUCAAAACUAUAGUUUACCAUCAGGAGGAACUUCUUAAUCAGAGAUUUCUUUUGAUAUGUUUCAUGUGUUAGAAGUUAAUUUUAUGUUCAUGAGCAUUAAUUUGUGAUGUAAUUGUACAGUUGUCCAUAUUUCUGCAUCCAUCAUAAACAAUUUACUCGCAGCUGACAAGAUUUAGUGAACUUACCUUAAAAAAAAAUGUUGCUGUAUGGUCUCCAUGUGUGCUUUUUCGUUCAGUACCUUCUGUAUAGGCCUCUGCCUUCUCUGCCCCUAUUGGUGUUGGUGGGUUAUCUGUGUAGAAAGAAGGCCUGUCUAGGAAUUUCUAAACCUAUAGUUUCCCUUAUUCUCCCUUAUCUUUAAACAAUCAAAUAAGCUGGUUUGUAAGCUAGCGUCACGGAAAAUGAAAUCUCUCUAGAUUUGGAAUGUACUCGGAGAUGCUUGGGAUCUCUAAUUUUAGAGCCUUUAUCUUCUCCCCAUCAAUGUGCCAGUUAGUACUGAGCCAGUGGCAUGCCCUUUUUAGGUCAGAUCAUGGGCCAAUUUCUCCAUGCAUGGAAGUCAAAACUGGUGCGUUUCUUUGUCACUCGAUCAUUCAAAACUAGCGCGUUUUCCAGUUAUGAGCAGCCACACAUUCAGAAAUAGAACCGAGUCUCCAGCUGCUCACAUAUGAGGGAGAAUAGCUGGUAACCAUGCAUUUGUAAACAAGCAUGCAGCCAUCUGGGAAUGGCCAAGGCGAGAGUUUUCAAACUGUGCUAUGAAUAGCUGCAUUCAUUUUUGUUCAUUUUCCAUGAAUGUUUCGCCCUCUGCUUCCAAGUUAUCUAAUCUAUCUGUUUGCAUCUUCCAACGGCAUAUAUUUCUUCUUUCUUCCAGGAAUAUUUGGAAUGAAUCUGAAAUCCUAUCUCGAAGAGCACGUGGUAUGCCAAAUUCUACAUCUCGAGAGGCGUAAAUGCUUCUACCUGCCCCUCCAUUUAUGCUCGUUGUUCUUCCCUCUUGCAGUGCGCAUUCUGGCUGACGACAGCAGGAAUUAUCGUUGGGGGAGUGGUUGCAUUUUUCCUGAUGUAUUAUUAUCUCAAGGCCCGAAGAAUAUUAUAG